Messenger RNA from Haplochromis burtoni (Burton's mouthbrooder), 18005 nucleotides. It is a transcript of the gene ctnnd2b, whose product is annotated as catenin (cadherin-associated protein), delta 2b. Bases 11926 to 15576 code for a protein of 1216 amino acids. The record is from RefSeq and is a predicted model, not a curated record. The transcript has 25 exons. Gene Ontology annotation, molecular function: cadherin binding. NCBI's taxonomy places the organism in Eukaryota, Metazoa, Chordata, Actinopteri, Cichliformes, Cichlidae. Gene Ontology annotation, cellular component: postsynaptic density; adherens junction; cytoplasm. Gene Ontology annotation, biological process: cell-cell junction assembly; cell-cell adhesion; dendritic spine morphogenesis.
UCUUAUCUUAUCUUAUCUUAUCUUAUCUUAUCUUAUCUUAUCUUAUCUUAUCUUAUGUCAUAAGAGAGCAACCACAUACGCCAGAUAUAACUUAUUGUCAGCGGAUUAGAGGCCCGACCCUCAUGUCUCCAGACAGCUGACAAUUGAACAUAACGUGAGUCAUCAGGUUUACUGAUCUAUCAGUCAUUGCCAUUAAUGAAUGGCUUGGUACGCUUACACCGAACAACCAAAAUGAAGACAAAAUUGUAAUACAAUUGUGUUUUUCCCCCCUCUGGAUAUUAUUUUUAUUUUGCUGGAAACAUUAAGAGGGGUAAUUAGCUGUAAAGGUCUUGUUAUGGGAGGUUUAGAUGCAAAACAAGCAGUGCAAAUAAUGAGAAUGCUGUUUCCAGUCAGUGCCCGUGAAAGUCGUCCCUCCCCACCCCACCCCUCCAGCUCACGUGGCCACACCCGCGCUGUUAGUGCAGUGCUCUGGAUUUGGGAUUGGCUGAAAUGAGUGUUGUCAUUGAUCAGCCUGGCCAGAGAAGCACACAGGAGCAAUCAAUAGAGGACCACCUUAGCCAACCAUUUAGUGAAUGAGCCAGCUAUAUGUAAGCUAAAAUCCAAUUCACAUUUUAAUAACAGUAAUGUUUUUCCAUCAUCAUAUUUUCCUUUACGUUCGAGGUUAUAUUUAACCCCGACUCUUUGGGAAUUUGGAAACUGAUUAGAAUGCAGAUCAGACUUUUUAAAGAUUUUCAUCGGCACAUCUGAGACAAAGCAGAGACUGAAGUAUUUUAAACAGCUUUGAAGACAGAGAAUAAACAGGACAUUGCAACUGGGAAACAGAUGUAAAUGAAGUGAAUCAGCUAUCAGACACUCUGUUUGCUAGACAAAAUAAAUAAGACCAUUAUGCUCCUUACUACCCAGAAUGUGCUCCUGACUGCAACUCCAAGGAAAUAUUUUUUCUCAGACCUUUUAAGUUUGACUAAUAGGGAUUAGUCAGGUUGAGCUAAGCGUCUCACUAAUGACUAAGUAUUGUGUCUGACUGAGAGACGAAGAGACUUUGCAGUUUAUUGGCUAAGGGUCAAUUCCCACCGAGAUUUUCGCUCAGCUGGCUAACAUACUGCACACCAUGUGCUUCAAUAUGUGAGUUAGAGCUGGGAAUUCCGCGUUUGUACUCCUCUCAGCUGCUAUAGUAACAAAAAGACAGUGUGUCCUUACUUAUCUUAGCCUUUGAGCAAAAUUGAUGAAUUCCAUUGAUUUGUGGCAGGGAAAUAAUGCAGUAUCCACCAUUAACUUGUCUUAACAGUUAAGACACUGAUCAGACAACAAUGGCCUCUUCCUUACAUUUAUAUAAACACUCAUUACAUUUGAUUGUCAAAGAAUUACUUCCAAAAGGAGACAUGGUGCACUAGAACAUUAGAGCCACGUGUUUGUGUCCGACCCUGGUCGUCUGACUGACGUCACCUAUUUUACUGGCUAUGUAUGCCCUCCACUUAUUUCAGUCAACUUGUUAAUCAAAAUAUAUUGCGUUUUGAAAUGUUUCACAGAGGAGGCAUUCAUCUUGACACAGCUAUAAUUUUGAGCUUUUGUGGCCUCUCAAAAUUUACACGUCUGCAUCUUCUAGUUCUACAGCAGGGCGGCUUCAAAGUCGGUUUCACUCGAUCUUUUUUUAAAAUGUUUUCCUUUAAAUCUUGAAAGGUUUGCAUGGUCUUUCAUUUUGCAUGUUUAUCUGCUUCCACUAUUAAACCCUGUGUUUAUUUUAUUUAUACAUAUAUAUGUAUAUAUUUUUGCAUUAAUUUUCCCAGCUCUAACUUCAAAAAGCCUCAGUUUCGAAGAUCUAACAGUGCAGUGUCCAAACAGUGUUGGAGCAUGAAGUUGUACUCCCUUUACGCAGUUUUGUAAGACUCACAUUUUUUGUGCCACCUUCUGCUCAUGAGCAACAAUUAUGAUGGGAGGUAAGGAGGAAAUUAAGUUAUAGAGCAACAGGCCACUUAAUGUCAAGUUUAAGGUUUUUAGAAGCCCCUCCUAUUGUGAUCCCCUACAGUAUCUGGGAACGUGUCAGUCCUCUUCCUUCUCAUCUACUGAACUGAAGUCGCGGUUCUAACACAUUUACAUAUUAUUCCCAAUAUUGACACAACUACUUAUCGUCAGUAGAUCAGACAUGUCCAUGUCCAGACAGCUGACAAGAACUAGCUAAACAACCAAUAGUUGGUUAUAAGCUAACAAUGAGCUAGCUAAUGUUAGGACUUAGCAUCUUAAAAAUCACAUUUUCCCUCUAAAAAUAAGUUUGAUUACACUCUCACAGUCUCACAUCACGUGAGAGUUUAUUCAAAAAGCAUCACAAUCAGAGUCCAACAAAGUUAUAUUCAAAGACCAUUUCACCAAAAAUGGCUAAUAACAGCUAACACCGACUAACAGUGGUAAAAGCAUCAGUCUUACCAACAGAAAAGUUUAAUAUAUCCUCAAACUCACUGACCCUUGUCAGAUUCUUUCAGUUUUUAUAGCCUCUUCCAGAAUAAAUAGAUAUGGAUGCUUGGAUGGGUUAGAAUCUCCAAGUUACAUUAUAACUUUAAGCACAUGUUCGUUAUGUUAACCUCUUAGUCAUGAUCCGUCCCUAAAGCUAAUUAAGUUAUUACAACCAAAAAGAUUCACUGAGAGGGAUGGCGUGGUGGUGUGGUGGAUAGCAAUGUAGCCUCACAACAAGAGGGUCCUUGGGUUGAAAUCAUAUGUGAGGCCUUUCUGUGUGGAGUUUGCGUGUUCUCUGUGUAGGUUCUCUACAGGUACUCGAGCUUCCUCCCAUAGUCCAAAGGCAUGCUUGUGGUUAGGAUAAUGGCGAUUCUAAAUAGACCAAAGGUGUGAAUGGUUUUCUAUCUCUGGAAAAAAAUAGGUAGAUAAUUGAGGAGAUGCUCCUGUAGUGGCAUUGGGAUUAUAGAAGUUUUUGUAAUUCUGUCGUAGAUUACAACAUUAUGGAAUUUCUCCUGAGAAUAGAAAAUGUUUGGGGUUCACUGCUAGUUUAAACCAUCAUAAUAGUUUAGAUGAUGUGAUUAUAGUUUGUAAGCCACGACAGAGCAGCUGGCUGGAUAAAAUGGAUAUUUAAUAUUAUUGUAAAAACUAAAACCUUAGCCUUGGUUUAGAGCUUAGUGGUCUUUUGUUGACAGAUUAUUAAAGCAUGUUGCAGAUAAUUUCAUAUGUCCACCCUCUGAGCUCUGUUAAAUCUGCUGCCAGAUUUGAGCACAUCUGUUGCCAGAAUUUUGUACAUCUGUUGCCAGAUUUCAGUGACAAAAAGUAGCCCAAUAAAAACCUACUUUUGAAGCCAAACACUCACUCGAGGUUAAAAAAAGAGAGCUACAUUAUUGUUUUCCCAUUUAGGAGAGGUUAAAAGAUAAUUCAGUGUUUUCUCUACAUUGAGCAGCAACUUCCACAGGGCUGUUUGAGUCGAUUGUUGUGUUCAAGAUUAAGUGGGGGCAUCUGGCUACUCUGUGCCUAGAAAAAAUGUAAUUAAUAUGAAUUUCUUGCACCACAUGACCAUUAUAAUUAGGCUGAAAAACACCCUCGUGCACUUACUCUACCAUGAGAACUAUGAGCACAACAAAUGCUUCGGAAGCAGUAAAUAAUAUGUGAAUCAGGACAGGAAAUUAUUAUUAGAAGAGUAGAAAAAUAGGUACACUGAAAAGGAAAGAGCUUGCUAUUAGGUCUUGAUGAACGUCACACCAGGACAAAAAAAUAAAAGAUGUUGAUUUAAAGUAAGUGGAAGGAAAUUAAAUGCAAUAGCCUUGUAAUACAUCAGAAUAUGAUUUCAACCGUAAAGUGUUUUUAAAUAAUAAACCUUAGGAAAAGCCCAUCAGAUGCAACACUCUGGUUUAUUAAAAUGGCCCCACCUCAGAUAUGGAAUUCUUUUUAGCUGUGCGUGUAUGUGUGUGUGGAAUGCACAUGUGGCAUAAAAAUGUGUGAAAAGUGUGAGUUUUGUCGUCAGUGUAUGCGAGUUAAUACACUCGCAGAUUCAGAUUUGGUUCCAUUUUUCAAAUCACCACAGCUAAAGCAUCAUUGAUAAAAAAAAAAAUGUAGCCAUAGCAACUGAUACGAUUGUUUGCAGCCUGGGGUUUGGCCCUUUAGCUAUCACUCGCUUUACCAAAAAAAAAACCCCAAACAAAGCAAACAAACAAAAAAAAACAGUGAAUGGGUAAAGCUGGGAAGUUACUAGCUAACACUGGGAAGUUACUAGCUUCCUUCUCUACUAGCAAGGUACAGCUAUGCAAUAUUAAAUUACAUGCUAUGCAUUAAAAGAUGCGUGAAACAACCCCAACCAUAAUCAAAAGCUGAUCAAGGGAAAAACAACGAUAAUUUCCUGUUACUCAAAGCUGCUAGUUUUAACACAACUUUAUGGGUUACGUUAUCUAAAAAUUCCCCCUCCAUACAAUACUCAUGAAUGAGGAAUUUAGCUAUGACCAAAACCAUUUUUUAGUAGUCAACAUGGAUAUAUUUACUUUAAAGUUGGUUUAAGACUGCUGCCUUUCAUAUAGGAAGCAGCAUACACCGCACUGCACUCUGAAACACAUUCUUUUCUAUGGCUUAUGCCGCACAAUGAUGGUUUCCCGCUGCGUUGAACAAACCAGAGCACAAGCCCGCUGACCAGGGAGCACUCACAGGUGCCCCAGUCAAACUUCAACACAGCUGAACUUUGACAUCAGCACAGUGUGACACAUAUUCACACAACCUGUAGAACUGUAGAAUGAGAAGCAACAGGCGCACAGGCGUACACCUGAUGACUAUGAGCGCCUGCCAAAAAUGUCAUCAACGGCCAGCUCAACAAAACUUUUAGGUAAUUCACGGAACCUUAUCGUAGCCUCCGAUGUGAAAAAGCCUUUUGUGGGCAAGCUUUUUCAGCAUCUCAACAACAGUACAGUCCUAUUUUUAGCUAGCUUAAAGGUUGAUUGAAGUUAGAGGGUCAAGUGGGUACAAUCAACAUAUACUAGCUUAUCUUUUCCUCUGUUCUUUUUUUAGUCACUGAUGGGAGUAGAGCUAGACGGCAUGCUUCUCACCUUUAACAGAUUUUGUUUGUCAGUUGCUGAAAAUAGCAGAAUGAACAAAAUGAGAACCCUACAAAUUAAAACGACAAAAAGCUCAGGUACAACAAACUUCGCCUGUGCUCCACUUGCACCACGGCUCAGGCAGUAUCCACAAGUUACACUAUCCAAGUCUUAUGGUAAACCACCCUGGUUGGCAAACAACAUAAUUGUAUCUAAGGUUUUCCUUCUAGUAAAAGGCAUUUCUAAAUGACCACCAACUUUUGAUUGGUAGCAAAUUAUGUAUGUGCAUACCCUCUAAUACAGCCUUUAAUUGUACCACUGCUGCCUUGGGUUUCCAUGCGAGUGCUGCACUACCCUGACUUUUGAGCAUUUGCUUGUUUUACAAAUUCAAAUUAAAACACGAAGUGUAAAGUCACUGCUAUUAUUCUUUUCUUUUAAAAAUCAUGGGAAGCUUAAUGUGAUUCAAAAUGCUUUACUUUUUCUUGCAGUCCUUGCUGUUUGAAAAAAGGUGAGUCAGACCUGGUCUUUGAGCACGGAGAGGAACGAGGAGAAUGAUUAUCAGGAGAGUGAAGUAGUGCAAGCGAGUGAAGAGGGAGGCAAGAAGAGGUUUUAUAUAUGUGGUGAGCAUUCUUCACUUGUGACUGUGGGAGCCAGUGACACAUGAAAUAUGAGAGACAGCAGCACUCUCCACUAUUUAUAGUACUGCAAGAGAGAAAGAGAAGAAACUGGCCACACCAUAUACACUCCAGGGCAGAGGUGGCAUCAUUUUUUCAUUCGCUAAAGAGGAAAAAGAGGAAUCCCAGCCAGUACUGAGAAGGCACAUAUGUCACUGCAGUGACUACGACAGGCCAGUCUGAAGCAGAAACGCGUGUGUCAUCUCAGUAGUGCGAGGUGGCUUAAUAAGCCUCUGCAUCCACUUUUCUUUUUUAGCUCACAAAGCUAAACAGAUGCUUGGGGGAAGUGCCGGUUGUGGCUUUGUGUUGUUGCUUUGUGGCGAUUCAAACCCAUCUGCAGCUCAGCACUGUUUUGUACAAACUGCUAAAAAUGUAUCAGUGCUACUGGGAAUGCAACAGCAUGUCCUGUUCUGCUGGAGAUAAUGAUGAAAAGAAGCCAAAACGAAGCCCACUGAAAGUGGGCAUGCAGCUUAGGGAAUCUCUCCAUUUAUGUUAUUUUAUGUUUAGAUGAAGACUCGCAAGCAAGAAUCAAAAGAAAGUGGAAUUGGUUCAGUUCUUGUAGUGGGUGAUAAGCACUAAAAAUAACCGUGGCAAACCGCCGCUGAUGCUAAUUUAAUGGGGGUCAUAAGGCCAGCUGCAAAUAUGAAUGGAUGGCUGAAUGGAUGAAGACUCAUCAUUUGACAUCAUCUGCUGUGUUGGUCCUGAUGUAAGAUGAUUUCGAUAGCUCUGUUCUCAAAUUGCAUAACAUGUCUGUGCUGUCAGGCCAAAGAGGCAUCAGAGCAUCCCAUAAAAGUAACCGGAAGACUUUGAUUUGUCAUGCUCAGAAAGCAUGACCCAUUAGGAAAGCAGCAAGUAUUCUUAUCUCUCCAAAAUUGUCCAGAAUGGUCACAUUUGCAGCUUAAAAUGAUACUUGCGAGUGUUUUUGAAGAGGUAUUUGCUUCUUGACAUUUCAGUGUUUCACAAGGUGCCCCAACUCGCAUUAAACCGUCAUCUCGGCUGUUUGAUGCCAACGCUCUCACGCUUGGGCUUGAGCUUUAGCCACGGUCCGAGGCAGAAGCCGAAGGCGGCCGCGGAACUUUGAUGCUGCCUUCCAUAAGCGAUUUCUUCAGUGAUGUCAUAUCUGUAGAGAAAAGCCCUUCAAAGUCAGGCUGAUGUAUUAUGCAUGGCACUAUAGUAACUAGCCAGUGUGCUAGUAGUGCUCCGGGGUGGUAAUGGUGAUGCUUGCAGUGCUGAGAAUAGCAAUGGGAAGCCUUUGUACUGAAUGCUUUUGCCAAGGAUGAAUUCCUCUAUGGUCAGCUUAUCUUUCCUCAGAUGUAUGUUCUAUGUAUGCAGACACCGUGCAGGCGUAGCAGUGGAUUGUGCUUUAUGCUUUGAAUGCUAAUGCAUACUGUAGAAAUUCACAACUUUAGCAGACAACUUGUGUCCUUGUUUGAGCUUUUUCAUUUUCAUAACCCUUUUUUUACCUCUGCCAAGCAGGUUAGGUUUAUGGUAGUGUUUGCAUGCACCGGUGUCAUUCUGUGAACGUGAUAAAGUUUUGAAUGAAGUGUGAUAAAUGACCCUUUGCAGUGGGGUCAUUUAGCUUACAUUCACAAAGGUCUUCAAGGUCAACUUGAAUUGUGUUAUAACAUUAAAGAAAAUAUUGUUAAGAGAAAUGUUAAGGUGAGAAAAUCUGACUUUUUUGUUAGAUUGAAUAAUGACUAGUUGUUCUUAAAAAUGAAGCUUAUUUUUCACUUAAUGCAAGAACUACUUUUUCUAUUUUUUAAAUGACAGAUUAUAGCAAAUCAUCCCAUUAUUUAAAAAUUAACUAUUUUGAUAAAUUAUGCAUUUAUUUAUUUUUGAGCUCCCCAUCCAAAAAAAACCAUUAACUAUAUUAGUUAAAGGAACAGUAAAUAAUUUAUCCGCUUGUCUUCUGUUGCCUAAAUGUUGGCACAAUAUAAUUUAGUAAUAAUUUAGUAAUAUUAGUAAUAUUUUCUUGGACAUCAUUAAAAAAAAAGAUCAUUUAUGGUGAUAUGUUGCUGCACUUCUACACAAUUAUGGCAGAUGAAAUAGGUCAUUUUAAUGGCACCAGAAGGCUGUGGAUCAGCAAGUCAUUAAAUCCUUUAUUUGGUUCAUCGGUUGGUGUACAUACUGGAAUUAUACAUUAAAUAUCACAGCAAUGGCCAAGCAUUUUUGUGCAGACAUUUAUGUUUCCAAGAGUUAACUGUUGACUAUUAAUACUCUUACCUUUCAUCUAGUGCAAAUGGUAAUGUUGAUAUUGUUGAUUUGCAUUCUCUCACUUCACUAAAGAGAUUCUGAGAAUUAAAUUUAGCAUAAAACAGCAUGUUCUAGAUGAAACAAAUAUGCAAGACACUUGCAGAUAUUAAUACGCCAUAUGAACAAAAAUAUUCGGCAACCUACACAUCAGACCUACAGGAGCUUUCAUGACAUUUUUUUCUAGAUCACAAGGUAUUUAAAAAAAAGUUGGUCUCCUCUUUGCAGCUAUAGUAGCUUCCACUCUUUUGGCAAGGCUCUCUACAAGAUUUUGGAAUGUGCUGAGAAUUUUUUCCCAUUCAUCCAGAAGAGCAUUUGGAUGUUGGACCAAAGGGUCUGGCUUGCAGUGUCCAUUCUAGUUCCUCCCAGAAGUGUUUUAUAGAGUUGAGGUCAGGCCAGCCGAGUUCUUCCAACCCAACCUCAUUCAGCUUGCUUUGUGCACUGGGGCACAGUCAUACUGUCAAAGAAAAGACUUUGACCAAACCUUUCCAACACGUUGUCACUCCCACAGAGUAACAUUUUAUGCUAGGUGACAAAUCGUCGGUAUAUUGCGCUUUCGGCCAUCCAACAUGUCCCUAUAUUACGAGUUGACAAUGAGGAAAUAUGAGAACCGUUUGGAAUGAUCUACACAUGUACGUUUAUUCUACUUAAAUCACUUUGGAAAGCAUUUAAGGUGGUGGUUAAGAUUAGGGAUAAGGUUAUGGUUAGGGUUAGGGCCGGAAUACACGGCUGGAAUGUGUGUUACUGCAGGAGCGUCAUUCUAUUCGAUUUCAUCCAAAAUCCGACACGUAGCAUAGGAAGGUCACCUUUCGCGUUCCCAUGGAACGCCUCGAAACGUGACAAAUUGUUGGUAUAUUACGCGUCGGGAGUGAGAACGGGCUGACCUUUCACACAGAGUUGGAAGCAUAGAAAGGUAUAGUUUUAAGAUUUCCCUUUGCUGGAAUUAAAGGUUUGGAUGAGCUCCUUGGGCAUAUUUUGAUAGAGUCUGUCUGUUUUAUUGCUGGGAUGUGUCUUGGGAAUGUUGCCUGAGAAACAUCCCAGGAACCGAACCUGUGGUUUUACGAUCGGUAGACCCCACUCUGCAAAUAUAACCUUGCAGUACUGACUAAACCCUCUGAAGAUUAGUUGUAACAAGCCUCUGGCAGGUUCUACAAAACGCUGCAGUUGACCAGCACUGCUCGCUUUGAAGGCUCUCUCAGUCAGUAACUUUCAUUUCUGAAUUCUCCUUCACAGGCAGCUUUGGAUUCUUUUGUGGCGAACAGGGUAGCACAAGUUUUAAUUUGUUUUCGCAAUAUGUUUAUCACCACUGUUGUAACCUCUGUAAUUACACCAUGUGAUGGAGCCUCUCGUGAACAUAGCUCACCCUGAGGAUCUGUGGAAAUUAUGUAUAAUUCAUGGUGUUGAUUGUAUUUAUAGUUGCUCUGGCUUGUUGUUUGGAGACAGAGAUGUAGCAUUAAUCAAGGGCUACUUUGUUAUGAAGAUGCGGAGCUGCUCCUUCAGUGAACAGUUUGUUUCCGUUCUUUUUUAAGUUUUUGGCCACCGCCUGGGGCGCGAAGCUGUGCAGAAAGAGGUGGAAACUUUGGUGUUUUUUUUUUAAUUUCUUUCAGUCUCCUCCUGUAUUCACAACUGGCAAAAAGAUCAACAUCUCACUCAAAUUAAUGUGAUUCUAUAUUCUUUUUUUCUUUCAAGCUAAAACACUCUCAGCUCUGUAGCACAUUCAAAGCUGUGCCCUUGCAGAGUACCAUUAGAGUACAUAAAAGUUUAAAUAUCUUAAGCUCUAAAUUGCCCACAUUUGCCUGUUCGUUAGAGUAGCAUAAUUUAUAGGGAGACAACUGACUACAUGAUGUUGGAGUCAUGAGAAGCAAGUCUUCAUGAGCACUACUAAGAAGUGUGCUCAGUACAUACAAAAUGAUUCUGACAAGCAAGUCCUUCUAAAGUAAUCAUUAAAUCAGAGGGUGAAGAUUUGGUUGAAAGUGCAUUAAGGGAAAAGUUAGUGUUAGGCAAGAAGUGUUCCACCAGGAAAGUUGUUAGAAAAUUGUUUGAGUGUAUUUGGUUCAUACAGCACUAUUCACCAGCUACAACAAGAAGCGGAUUCUCGCCUCUCCAGUUGUCCUAUGUGAAAUAUAUCACAAGAAAGGUGUGGCUUAAAAAAAUGCCCCAAUUGGAUUGGAUGGAUCGUUACAGAAACACAAAGAUAACUAGAAAAAUGUGCAUUUCCUGUGAAAAUGCUGUGUGGAUGCUGUAACGCUGAAGUUGUCUGCUGAAAAUAGAUGAAAAAGAUGAAAAGUUGCACAAAUUGUAAUAGCUUUGCAGAAGCAUAAGAACUUAGCAAAAAUGUAAUUACUUAGCAGAACUGCAAUAACGUAGAGGAAAAAUAGUACUUAGUGGAAAUAUUUUAACCUAGUAAAAGUUGCAUUUCCUGUGAAAAUGCUGUGUGAAUGCCCUGUUGUGUAAUCUGCUGAAAACAGCUGAAGAAGUAAAACUAUGUGCUGAAAGGAGGUGAAGAAACUCAAAAUUCUGCUGAAAACAGGUGAAGAAGCAGAAAUUUUUGCUGAAAAGAGGUGAAAAGCCAAAAACUCUGCUGAAAAGGGGGUAAAGAAGCUGAAAUUUGUGUUGAAAAGAGUUUAACUGUUUACUGAAAAAAAAUGUUGCCAUAAGCGGGAUUCGAACCCUGACCUCCCGCUCUGAGAACGGCUGCUGAUCUCAUUAAGCUAAAACACAGCUCACCCCGGCUAGCAAAAUCAGUGACCACACUGAUAAUGCGGUCCAUUUAUUUCAAUGGGACAUAAAAUUUCAUAAAAAAUUUAAUAUCUCAAAAAGUAUAGAAGUUAUAAGCACCAAAAGUCAUAGCAGGAAAGAGCAGAAAUAGCAGAAUAUUGUAAAAUUUGAAUGGUAAAAAUAGCAUUUUUACCAUUCAAAUGCCUGGAGCAAUUACCAGACUUAGUUUGCUGGGUCACUCUGUGUGCCACAGACAAUAACCAGGCUGCAUGUGUGAAACUCUGCAUGCAGGAGGAAAGACGCUGAGACAGGAGAGACAUCCACUUAUUUACCACCCACAGCAUGAAGGCACACUGUAUACUGAUACCAGUGGGAGAGCAUCAGUUAAAUGACAUUAGUGGAUGGACUGGGAAUAAAACAGGAUCAUGUUGUGUUAUGUCUUUUGCCUUGGUUUUUGUUUUUUGUUUUUUUUACCUGUUAAAAAAACCUUGUAUGAAAAUCUCCAUAAAGUGAAUAUAAUCACUGUCAUGUACUUUACAGUGGAAACAUGGCUGCUUGCGUUUCUAAAUGUGACUCCAGCAUUUUAUUGAACGUACUGGGAAAGCUGGCAUACUCCCUGUGCGAGUAUGUGUGUUUGUCAAUAAGAGCACAUUAGCGAUUUGUGUGUGUGUGUGUUUGUGUGUGUCUGUGUGUGUGUUUAGGUCAGCUUUGCUGCCCACAUGGUUUCAGGUCUCUCAGUCUCUCCUGCCUGAGGCUAUCCUGAGGUGGAUCCCUGCUGCUGUCCCGUAACCUUGCCAGUGACAACACUGGCAGCCAAUCAUUUUAAAGCAGUUUAUGACUUGCCUCCUAAACUAAGAGUUUAGGCAAAGGAUGUGUCACAUAAAGCAGGACCGCUGAAUUUUUGAUGCAAAUAAAAACUGUCCUUUAUUUGAUAUUAUUUGGGGAAAAAAUAAAAAAGCAGCUUGUUUCUGUCUUUGCAUAAGUUUUUCCAACAAGGACAGUGUGCCAACAGAAAGGCAUUACCCCUAAAUCUGAUCGCUCAGACCCCGUCUCCCACCACCACCACCAUCAACCUCCGCCUCCAAAGCCGCCCCAACCCCUUCCCCCGCACUAUGAUAAUCUGCUGAUGUGACCGUAACCACUUAUCCUUCCACAAGAUUGAGGAACACGGCUGAGCAAGGCUGAUAAUUACGAGCGUUACAAUUCACGCUAGUGGUGCUGGAUGGGAUCGAGUCCUGUUGCCGAUCUUGAACUAAAUGGCGUAAGGAGGAGAAGGUAUGCCAGUGCCUGAGGUGGCGUCUGACACUGCCAGCGCUGCUACCAUGUUGAGCCCCGUCCUCAAUGCCUCCAACGGAGACGGCUCCGAGUCUGAAACCACCUCCGCCAUCCUCGCCUCAGUCAAGGAACAGGAGCUGCAGUUUGAACGUCUGACCAGGGAGCUGGAAGCCGAACGACAGAUUGUCGCCAGUCAGCUGGAGAGAUGCAAGCUUGGCUCUGAGACUGGAAGCAUGACUAGCAUCAGUUCAGCAGAUGAGAAGUUUCGCUGGAAUAACCAAGAUGGACAGAAGGACAUAGAGGAGGAGCUGACAACAGGCCUAGAGCUGGUGGACUCCUGCAUCCGAUCGCUCCAGGAAUCGGGCAUCUUGGACUCACAGGACACUUCUACAGGAGACAGACAAGGACUCCUGUCCCAAAGCGCUUUACAGCUUAACAAUCAAGAUGCCUAUGCAGCAGCUGGUUACCAUAGUAAUCAAGGGCUGACACUUGGAGAAUCAGUCCCAGGCCGCAGUGGGCAAAUCGGAGGAGCAGUCCACAGCUACAACCAGGUGACAUCGAGCCGUGCAGCUGCCCAGUUAGCAGGCACAGACUCUCCUUCACAGUCCCAGAGAGACUCAUUUGCCCAGCAGGCCUUUGGCAGCGCUUUCCACAUGUCCACAGAGGGCGGACCUGCACCUGCUGGACCAUCCAUGUAUUACUCGUGUGCCACUUUGCCUGCACAGCGCGUAAGCUCCCCUCUGCAGGCGGUGGGAUCUCCUACCAAGCUGCAGCGGCUGGGAUCAGCCUCUGCUGACAUGCCCAGCUACGCCACGCUACAGAGAGUGUCCUCACCCAAGCAAUCACCCAGCCGACUCGCCAAAUCCUACAGCACCUCAUCCCCCAUCAACAUGGUAGCAUCAGGUGCUGGCGGCUCGUCCUCACCGCUCCCCAUGGUAGCCUCUCCAGGGGGAAAUCACUCCUCAUCACCCAUACACCAGCUUAGCUCAGCGGUGGGGAGCUAUGCCACCCUGUCGCCCACCAAGCGCAUGCUGCAUCACAUCGGAGCAGAUACCUACAAGAUUUCCCACGAGCUGUACGCUAACGCAACCCUGCAAAGGCCUGGUAGCCUGGCAGGGUCCAGAGGUUCCUACAGUAGCCAGCACAGUCACCUGGGCUCCGAACUGCGACCCCUGCAGUCCCCUGAACACCACAUCGACCCCAUCUAUGAAGACAGAGUCUACACCAAACCUAACAUUAGAGGACAAGCCCCACCCUCCCCCGGUGUCGACCCAAUCCCCUUACAGCGAACUGGAAGCCAGAGCGCCACCGCCACCUUCCAAAGAGGCAGCUUUGCCACGGGAGGCGGGGCGGCCGACUACGCCAAUCCGUACCGCACUCUGCAGUUCUGUCCGUCGACCGAGUCACCUUACAGCAAGUCAGGCCCCGCCCUCCCCCCUGAGGCGGCGCUGGGCCGAUCCCCAUCAGUGGACAGCAUCCAGAAGGACCCAAGGUACGACCCCGAAUUCCUUGUGUGGAAUCAAAAUCAAGCCGAGCAAAGAAUGACAAAGGAGUUUGGCUGGAGGGAUCCAGAGCUGCCAGAGGUGAUCCAGAUGUUGCAACAUCAGUUCCCAUCAGUUCAAUCCAAUGCUGCUGCUUACCUCCAGCACCUCUGCUUUGGAGACAACAAGAUCAAAUCUGAGAUUCGGCGGCAGGGUGGAAUCCAGCUGCUGGUGGACUUGUUGGACCACAGGAUGACUGACGUGCACCGCAGCGCCUGCGGAGCCCUGAGGAACCUGGUGUAUGGCAAAGCCAACGACGACAACAAGAUCGCCCUGAAGAACUGCGGAGGCAUACCCGCUCUAGUGCGACUGCUCCGGAAGACCACAGACGUGGAGAUCCGAGAGCUGCUCACAGGUGUUUUGUGGAACUUGUCAUCAUGUGAUGCCCUGAAGAUGCCCAUCAUCCAGGACGCUUUGGCCGUUCUGACCAACGCUGUGAUCAUCCCACACUCGGGCUGGGACACCUCCCCGCACACGCAAGAGGACCGCAAACUGCACCUACACUCCUCCCAGGUUCUCCGCAAUGCCACCGGCUGUCUGCGGAAUGUGAGCUCUGCAGGUGAGGAAGCCCGUAGGAGGAUGAGGGAGUGCGAGGGUCUGACUGACGCUCUGCUCUAUGUCAUCCAGACCGCUCUGGGGAGCAGCGAGAUUGACAGCAAGACUGUAGAGAACUGUGUGUGCAUCCUGAGGAACUUGUCGUACCGUCUGGCUGCGGAGACCUCUCACAGCCAGCAGGGGGGGUCGGAAGAGUUGGACGGCUUGUUAUGUGAUACUGGAGGGAAGGACGCAGAGAGUUCGGGAUGUUGGGGCAAGAAGAAGAAGAAAAAGAAGGGACAUGACCAGUGGGACGGCGUCGGCCCAUUUCCAGACUUGGCGGAGCCCCCGAAAGGCAUCCAGAUGUUAUGGCACCCCACCAUCGUUAAGCCCUACCUCACACUGCUGUCUGAGUGCUCCAACCCAGACACCCUGGAGGGAGCAGCUGGGGCUCUGCAGAAUCUAGCUGCUGGCAGCUGGAAGUGGUCCGUCUAUAUCCGAGCUGCAGUGCGCAAAGAGAAAGGACUCCCUAUCCUGGUGGAGUUACUGAGGAUAGACAAUGAUAGGGUCGUUUGUGCUGUGGCUACAGCCCUGAGAAACAUGGCUCUGGACAUCAGGAACAAGGAGCUAAUUGGUAAAUAUGCUAUGAGGGACCUGGUGCACCGUUUGCCUGGAGGCAGCAACAACAACAACAGCAGUGGUGGGGGAGGAGGCGGAGGGGGUGGCACCAACAGCAACAGCGGGCUGGUGGGGAAGACCAUGUCGGAUGACACCAUCACGGCUAUCUGCUGCGCGCUGCAUGAGGUCAUCACCAAGAACAUGGAGAACACCAAAGCCCUGAGGGACGCUGGCGGCAUCGAGAAGCUCAUUGGCAUCGCCCGCAGCAAGGGAGACAAACAUAGUCCCAAAGUGGUGAAAGCUGCAUCUCAAGUCUUGAACAGCAUGUGGCAAUACAGAGACCUGCGCAGCCUCUAUAAAAAGGACGGCUAUUCCCAGUACCAUUUUGUUGGCUCCUCCUCCACGAUAGAGAGAGACAGACAGCGACCUUAUUCUUCCUCUCGUACGCCCUCCAUCUCUCCUGUGCGGACCUCGCCCAACAAUCGAUCAGCGAGUGCUCCUGCGUCCCCCAGGGAGAUGAUGGCAUUGAAGGAGAGAAAGGCAGACUACGAGUCAACUGGCAAUGCCAGUUACCAUAGCAGCAAGGGCGAGCACACAUCCCGGAAAGACGCCAUGGCGGGUCAAAUCUCCGGUGGGUCUUCAACACUACACAGAGGAGCGUAUGUGUCCCCAACUGAUGACCUGAAGUAUAAUCAGGUAUCUUCUCAAGGCUUGCCAUCAGAACCCUACCCCCCUUUCCAAAAUCCUCCUCCACCUGACAGCAGCAACUACGAGGAUCAGGCCUGCUACGAGAACCAGGUUCAUGCUGGAGGGCGUCCCCCGCAGGGUGACCUUAACAUGCACCUGCAGGGCCUCAAGUCCACCGGCAACUAUGUAGACUUCUACUCAGCCUCGCGGCCCUACAGCGAGCUCAACUACGAGACCAGCCACUACCCAGCCUCACCAGAUUCCUGGGUGUAAGGGGAGAUGAGGGAGGAGGAGGAGAGUAUGGAUAAAAGAAAACCCGGAAGUGAAGGGGGGGUGGCUUAAAGGUGGAGUGAAAGAAGAUGAAAGGACAGGUUCCCUUCCUCCCUCCCCAUCCUCCCCUGUAGUUCCUGAGUAGCAUCAUAGAUAGCAGGAUGAUGAAGGGGGAGGAUGGAGCGCAUGAAAGGAGACGCGGGCAGAAAGCUUGAUAGACAUUUCACUCCUUUCAGGGACAUCUCUGAGAGGAAGGAGAGGACCAGAAGCAAACGGAGGAGUGGCCAAGCAUGUGCAUGCACACCACCAACCAAACUGACCGACACAUUUUCUUUCUGUGUUUCGUUUGUGAUCAACAAGUGGUAGAGAAGGUUCACCAGACAGAAAGAGCGCCCGCUUCUUGUAGGCCUCUGGAUACAGAAUGUCAAUCGGAGACUAACCCGGAGAGAGAGAAGAGAGUCGGGACAUGAAAGGGAAGCGGGAGAGCAAAAGUUGGCAAACGGUUUUGCGAUGAAGAAGGACGAUGAAAGAUAAACGUGGAUUGGUGGACUUGAGGAUGAGAUGUUUUGCAGCGAGUCAGAGAUACCCCAAGAGGAAUCUGUAAAUAUGUGGUAUAGCAUCCAUGGGUUUUAGUAAAGUGAAGCACAAGAACUGUAGGACACAUAGGACGUCUGUCACACAAAACUUUUCUUUCUGUCUGUGGCUUCAGCGUGACGUAUUCUCUGGGCAAGAAAGACUUUUGGUCAUUUGUAACACUUUUUUUUGUGUUUCUACUUUUUUUAUUCUGAUUGUAUAGUAUUUGAUGUACACUGUACAUUUACGGAGAUGCAUUGUGUACUGUACAUUGCACUAUUUUCUGUGUCAUGUCAGGCCUUUUGCCACUGGUUCCGACUCACCUCCUCACCAAGUACGCCCCUUUACCCAAACACACACAGACUUUCAGAACUCAUAUCAUGGAUGUUGCUAAUGUGAAACACUGGAUAUGAAUUGCAAGGUCACGGUGCUCCUUUCCACUGCCCUACAGUUAGUACAGCUGCCAGAACUGCUAAAGAAAGGUUGUUUUUUGGGCUUUUUUAGGCUAGCGUUACAUCUUCUCCACACCAUUCCCCUGCUUUUACCCCCUCCUUUGAGUGACCUGUGUUCAUCAUGUAUAUAACCGUGCCAAACGAGGGAUACUUCCCCUCAGCUGAAAGGGGAGUGUUGACGGUGCAUUCAAGGGUCCAAGUUGAGCUGAAGGUUUUCAGCUGAACAUCCUCGCCGUUCUAACGAUGCCACUUUGUAAAUGCUUUGGUUUUUCUAAACUGUGUUUUACUGGGAUGAAAACUGUCGAACUGCACCGAAACUCCCGAGUAAAAUCGUAACAAGAAAAAAAAAAGAAGAAGAGAAAAAGGAAAAUCGCGGAGGGACUGUGGAGCCUCACUUCCUCCAGAGCUGUACAAAAUUAGUUGAUUUCUGUGUUGUAAAUUAAUUCAUGUUUGAAGUACAAAAAAAGAAAAAACUUUUCUGAGAGAUGGUUGGCAAUUCUAACUUCAUGGUAGACAACAACUGUUAAUAGAGUACGGAUAUAUAUUAUAUAAAUAUAAAUAUAUACUUUUUAUGUGCAGAUGUGGAUGUCACUUAUAGCAGCAACAUUAUGGAAAAAAAAGACUUGUUUAAAAAAAAAUUUAAAAAAAAACAGCUACAUGUAGGAAUUUUGUUCACAGUUAAUUUUCUGGUCAGCACACUAAAAUUGUCGACUUUGUGUAGUAAUGUUGUUGCUAUGUGGAGUAGAGUAGACCAGGGCCCAGGGAUCCACGUCGUCACUGAGGCAGUCUAGCAAAGGUGCUACAUCCGUGAGAAGUAUUUCCAACACGUCUGUAUUCUGUCUGUGCACAAGAUGUUUUCAGACUCCACCCAUCGUGCUGCACUGAUGCACUGGAGUGUGUCACCAGUGCACCUCUGCUUUUUAGAUGAUUUGGUCUCAGAUACCAAAACAUGCACCCGUCAAUGCAUGCCCAUUUUGUUGUCAAACUGAAAUAUCUUUUUUUUUUUCUUUCUUCUGUUUUUUUCUGUAAGUGAAGAAGGCUAAAUUGCAAAAGGUGACACCAGACCCUGGUUCUCCCUACUCACUGCUGUUUAGAAGUCCUAGAGGUCAUCUUCCAAUGCUUGAUAAAGCCACUCGUAAUGCAGCAGCCCCACCACCACAAACACACACUGGAUGGAAAGCAGACGUGCUGUAUUUUUGUUAGUAAGCAUCUGGAAACUGACAACAUUAUGUAUGUCCUUGUGAUCCUUAGGCAGAGAAAACUUACUAUGAGACCUGUAUGGAGAUAUAACGUCGGUGACCUUUUUUUGCUAGACCAAACGUGUUUUAAAAAGAGAAAUUGUGAAUCUUUCUAUUGCCUCAAACAGACUGCAACUGCUCCAAAAAAUAUAAACGAACCAUCAAAGAA